Molecule: messenger RNA, 1961 nt
Organism: Drosophila persimilis
Lineage: Eukaryota; Metazoa; Arthropoda; Insecta; Diptera; Drosophilidae
Product: nucleolar protein dao-5
Exons: 6
Coding region: 23-1771 (582 amino acids)
Source: RefSeq, a predicted model, not a curated record
UCGAAAUUAGCAAAUUAGAAAAAUGAGCAGCAGCUUGAAGAAAAAGAUCAAGGGUGGUGACCAAAUACCCAAGCCGAUUAGCAUAAAAAAGGAAAAGACUGAGGAGGAUCGCUCGCUGCACCCCAUUUCCCACUACAUCGAUGACCGUCUGGAGCUGGUGAAACAGAUUUUUGGCACCCUUAAGCCGAAAACUAUCAUGAAUCUGGCCCCGGAGUUUCUUAAGAAAAACUCCCUGGACGAGAUUGAAGAACUCUGUCUGGAGGAGCUGCUCUGUUUGUCCACCAAGCGACUCAAGUCAAUAAUCGAUGGCACCCGCUGUCCCACUGACACGGAGAGCUCUGAGGACUCGGAUGUGGAGCGCAAAGAAGAACACAUUUCACUGGAGGAAAUUUCGUCCGACAGCGAUAUCGGAGGCCAGGAAGCCCGCCGAACCAAAAGGAAGAAACUUAAAGCGAAACAAAUAAACAAUGGAAACGAAAACAAGGCGUCUGGUGGACAAAUUAGCGUCCUGGAACUGCUGGAGCUUCAAGCGAGAGCACGAGCAAUUCGCUCGCAGCUGGCCAUGGAACCCAUCACCAAGAUCGAGGUCAAAUCUGAUGAUGAGGACAAAGAGGAGAGCCAGCCAUACAACAGUAAGGAAAAGGGAAAGGAGAAGCACUUCAGCCAGAGUGCCGUGCCAGAAAAGCGCAGCGGCAAUAGCACCGCGCCGGAGAAGCGCAGCAGCAGAAGCAACGUGCCUGAAAAGCGGAAGUUUAGUGAACAAUCAGCCAGAAAGGAUCCACCACAGACAGCUCCAGAGCGCAGCAGCAAGGAAAAAGCGCCCCGCCAGAAGAUCAAAAUCAAGCGAAACUAUCGCCAUCCAACAAAGUCGCCAGAGAAAACUGUUGUAGCUGUGUCCUCAGCUUCAGUCGCCGCAGAAGAUGCUGGUAAGAAGGAGCAGAACAGGUCACGUUCGGCCUCGCCUGAUGUGAUACCCAUUCCAACGGAGACCGAAACGUUGCUGAUCAGCGACAGCACCGAUGACGAGGCUCCCAAGCAGAAGCCCAAGGAGACACCGAAGCUAGCUGUAGAGGAACCACCGCCACCACCCGCUGUGGAAAGCGAGCCGGAGGAAGGUGAGGUGCGAGAUGACCCUGUGGAGCCGGUCAAACCCAUCGAGCUAGGGAAGCCAGAGGAGAUGGAGGAACCCACAGAGGCUCCACAGCUUCCUAUGCCGGAAAAACAGAUUGCGGCCGAUGUAGAAAUGCCCAAUGAAGGGAUUUCCAGUACAAGCACUCCUCCCGCUGCCGCAGAGCUGCCCAUGCUAGAUGAUGAAGAUCAAAACGAUGAUGUUAUAUCUAUAGGAGGCGAUCUUGAUAUGAUUGAGGAAAUGACCAAGGAGGACGAGCCACCCGCCGUGGCUGUAAAGACCGAAAAUCUGUCAAAUCCCGAGGAAAUGGACAACGAUGUCAUCUUGCUAGACACCAGCGAAGAUGAGCGGGAAAAGUUGAAGGAAGCCGACACAGAGUCCUGGCGCACACGCUAUCUGAAGAGCUCCAAGGUCAGUCAAGUACUUGCCGCAUCGCGACUGGGGAAACGCGUGCGCGACAAAAUCAAGAAGACGAAACGUGCUGCCUCUGGCAAAGACGCCGUCGAUGAUGCACAAGCCAAGGCGGCCCAACAGCAGCCACCGUUCGCCUCCAAGCACGAAGAUGGCUCCGUGGAGCAAUACCAGGAGCUACUGCAGCACCGACAGCGCCAAAUUUCUACCAGCAGCAAGGGCGAUAAAUGAGCGGGGUCGGGGAACCUGCUAUUGUACGAGUAUUAUUGAAAAUUCCCCGGAAAAAACUCUGUUCGGGUUAAUGUGGCAUACAACAAAAAGUGGAAUAAAGCCCCGAUUUACUCCCUCUGUCCGAUGUAACCCCCGCCUCGUUCGGUGGAAACGUACACAAAUUUGAAUAUAUCGUGCUAAACGCAUAUUU